UAUAAAGGAUAUAUAGAAAUUGACAGAAAAUAUUUAAAAGAAGCAGAGAAAACAUUAAGGGAGCAUUUUAAGGAGUUAGAUGAGAUUGAGGAUGGCGACCCAGAAAUGCUGCGGGAUGAAUUAGGGGAAAUAAAUAGAUUUCUGGGUAGAAAAGAUUAUCGAGAGGAUAAUUUUAAAAUAUCCGAGUUGAUAAAUGAAUUAGCCAAAGAAGAGGGAAAAAAAUGCGGUAGUUGUGAUAAAAAAAUAGAGGAGGAUGAUAUUGUUAAGUGUCAAGGCUGUAAAUAUUAUUUUUGUAGUAAUACAUGCUGGGGUGAAGGCGACGAGGAUUUUUGUCAGGAUUGUUUAAAAGGCGAUGACAAAAGUGGCCGACAAUUAGGGUCAAAAUUACUGCCCCUCUCUAAAAACGGGGGGCGAAACGAGGGGCAGGCUCAACAAAAAGAGGCAACCAGUUUAAAAAUGGAU
This is a messenger RNA of Racocetra persica, 462 nucleotides long. The record is from the annotation of a GenBank genome assembly. Lineage: Eukaryota; Fungi; Glomeromycota; Glomeromycetes; Diversisporales; Gigasporaceae.